GUUUAAAAAUUUUGACAAUGUCAAAUUGUCAAAACAAAUAACCUCUUCAUCAUAGUCCGUAAAUAUUUAAUUUCAAUUUUAUUCUACAAAAUGAAUUCGCGACAUAUUUUUAGUAGGUGCAAUAAACUACUGAUACAACAAACAAUAAACAGAGGUAACAGUUUCAAAGUUGUUAAACGUCCGGAUCCAAAAACUUUGAAAAUGCCUGCCCCGGGCACCGCUCCAAGCAUAAUGGCUAUAAUAAAGGAAAAAAUCAGACUUAAUGGACCAAUUACGGUGGCUGAAUACAUGCACAUUAUUACCACAAACCCUACCGAAGGAUAUUACAUGAAAAAGGAGGUUAUUGGCCAGGGUGGCGAUUUUAUAACUUCGCCAGAAAUAAGUCAACUAUUUGGUGAGAUACUGGGGGUAUGGUUCUUCUCUGAAACUCAAAAGCUGGGUCCUAGUAAGCCACUACAAAUAGUUGAACUAGGACCAGGCAAUGCGACUUUACUAUUGGAUAUUUUAAGGGUAGUGAACCGACUUGGAUACAAACCCAAGGACUUGAGUCUUCAUCUUGUGGAAAUAUCUUCAACCAUGCAGAUGGUACAAGCAAACAAAUUAUGUGUAUCACAUAGAGAAGUCAGCAUUGAAAAGCCACACAACUAUGAAGGUGAAACGAUCAGUGGUAUUAAAGUAUACUGGUACAAUGACUUAAAGAAAGUACCUAAUGACUUUUCUUGGUAUAUUGCUCAUGAGUUCUUCGAUGUAAUGCCCAUACAUAAGUUUGAAAAAACAAAUGAUGGAUGGCGAGAACUCUUAAUAGAUCUCGAUGGACAAGAGAAACUUUACUACAGAAUAACAGCAGAAGAAACAGUCUCAUGCAAGUCGUUAAUAAAACCUCCCAUAGAUUCUGGAGAUAGAACAGAGCUAGAGAUCAGUGCCCGGAGCCUUGGAAUUGCAAGGCAGUUGGCCACAAGAGUAGACAAAUAUGGUGGAAUUGCUCUCAUCGCUGAUUAUGGACAUGAAGGAGAAAAGGGUGAUACUUUUAGGGCCUUCCAUAAGCACCAAGUGGUGAAUCCUUUGGAAAAUCCUGGCAAAUGUGACUUAACAGCUGAUGUGGAUUUCUCUCAGUUAAGAAUUGCUGCUUCAAAGACUCCAACAACAGAGAAUUUUGCUUUGGUUAUGGGACCGGUCAAGCAGAAAGACUUCCUUGAGAGAUGUCAAGCCGAGGUCAGACUGAAGGUUCUUAUGGAUAAUGCAAAAUCUGAUGAAGACAGGGAAAAAAUUAAAAAAUCGUAUGAAAUGCUUGUAGAACCAGCGAAAAUGGGCGAAAGAUUCAAAUUCAUGGCUUUUUAUCCGUCAUCUAUGGUUGAUAUUUUAAAUAAAUAUCCACCAUUAGGAUUUUCUACUCCGAAAUCCGAAGAUGGAUAAUAACUAAUAAGUUAAUGUUUAUAUUUAAAUAAUUGUAUGUGUAGUAUAUUAAAUAUUUGCCUCUGUUAAAUAUUUUAAAUAGUUAUUAAUAAAUGUUUUUGUUAAUCGAA
Messenger RNA from Spodoptera frugiperda (fall armyworm), 1523 nucleotides. Its product is annotated as protein arginine methyltransferase NDUFAF7 homolog, mitochondrial. The record is from RefSeq and is a predicted model, not a curated record. Gene Ontology annotation, molecular function: protein-arginine omega-N symmetric methyltransferase activity. The transcript has 6 exons. Bases 91 to 1413 code for a protein of 440 amino acids. Gene Ontology annotation, biological process: mitochondrial respiratory chain complex I assembly. NCBI's taxonomy places the organism in Eukaryota, Metazoa, Arthropoda, Insecta, Lepidoptera, Noctuidae. Gene Ontology annotation, cellular component: mitochondrion.